CCAAGCUCCAAUUUUAAUGGUAGAGCAGUAAAGCUUAGUAGGGGGCUUAUUAUUAUUCCUACCAACAAUCUAAUUUCCAACAGAAGAAAAGAUUCAGAUUUCUGUUUUCAUGUGUGUUCAAUUCAUGGAUUCCUACAUGAAAAUCAGUGACAUGAAUGUCUAAUCUCACUCAAAUUUAACAAAAUUCAAUACCUUUUUGCUGAAUCAUGAAACCCGUCAUCUCAAAAAUAUGCAAAACCAAUACCCUUUACUCCAAUUCAACAUGGAAACAAUUCAAACCCACAAAUUUCACUCAAAGAAUAUAUUUUUCUUCGAGUGAAAAUCCAGACCCACCAAAAGAUUCAACCUUGAAUGCACCCAGUGAGAGCUCAGCUGCAAUUGAUGCAGGCUCUUCUAUCAGAAAACCAAUUAGUUUAUGGCCAGGGAUGUACCAUUCACCUGUUACUAAUGCUUUAUGGGAAGCAAGAUCAACCAUUUUUGAGAAAUCUGAUGCUCAUUCCACCACUCAAUUGGUGCCUAAAACACCAUCUAAGAGCAGGACUGUUAUUCUUUAUAACUUUUCUUCUGAUUUUGUACUUAGAGAACAGUAUAGGAACCCUUGGAAUGAGGUUAGAAUGGGGAAGUUGGUUGAAGAUCUUGAUGCUCUUGCUGGUACCAUUUCUUAUAAGCACUGCUGCAAUGAGGAUGGUAUGACUAGGCCUAUUCUAUUGGUUACUGCUUCAGUUGAUAAGAUGGUUCUGAAUAAACCAAUUCGUGUUGAUACUGAUCUGAAAAUAGCUGGGGCUGUUACAUGGGUUGGGCGGUCAUCCAUGGAGAUUCAGUUGGAAGUGACUCAGUCAACGGAAGGGACUUCCGAUACACAUGAUUCACUCGCUCUUGUAGCAAACUUCACGUUUGUGGCUCGUGAUUCAAAGACUGGAAAAUCAGCUCCUGUUAACCAGAUCUCUCCUGAAACUGAACAAGAAAAAUCGCUAUGGGAAGAAGCAGAAGAACGAAACAAAUUGAGGAAGCAAAAAAGAGCAGAAAGUAAAUUAGAUACUUAUGACAGGGACAUGGAAAGGCUUAAAGCAUUGCUAGCCGAAGGGAGGGUGUUCUGUGACAUGCCGGCAUUGGCAGACAGAGACAGCAUUCUUAUAAAGGAUACUUGUCAUCAGAACUCUCUGAUCUGUCAACCACAGCAAAGGAACAUUCAUGGUCGCAUCUUUGGAGGAUUUCUUAUGCGCAAAGCUUUUGAGCUGUCCUUUUCAACUGCUUAUGCAUUUGCUGGUGCAGCACCACGCUUUGUUGAAGUUGACCAUGUUGAUUUUUUUAAACCUGUGGAUGUUGGAAAUUUUCUUCGAUUGAAGUCGUGCGUUUUGUACACAGAGCUUGAGGACCCUGCUAAACCUCUGAUAAAUGUGGAAGUUGUAGCUCAUGUUACAAGGCCUGAACUAAGGUCCAGUGAGGUGUCUAACAAGUUCUAUUUCACAUUCACUGUUCGACCCGAGGCUGUUAAAGAUGGAUUAAGGAUUCGGAAUGUUGUUCCUGCUACAGAAGAAGAAGGGCGUCGUGUGCUUGAACGUAUGGAUGCUGAGAACAUCCAGAUUGCAGAAUCAUGAAACAAAUUCACUCUCCGCAGAAUCAGUUACUUUGGAAUGUACAGCUACAUUGUCAAAAGAAAAUAAAAUUUUGAUCUUGUUUUACUUCUAACAACAUUUGUAAAACAUUCAGUUUAACUUCUAAAAGAUUCAGAUGAAUGAGAUAUCAAUUCAGCUAAUAAAUUUACAUGAUAAGUUCGACUA
This is a messenger RNA of Mercurialis annua (annual mercury), 1781 nucleotides long. RefSeq names its product acyl-coenzyme A thioesterase 2, chloroplastic-like. The coding region runs from base 207 to 1598 and encodes 463 amino acids. Gene Ontology annotation, biological process: acyl-CoA metabolic process. The transcript has 5 exons. NCBI's taxonomy places the organism in Eukaryota, Viridiplantae, Streptophyta, Magnoliopsida, Malpighiales, Euphorbiaceae. Gene Ontology annotation, molecular function: fatty acyl-CoA hydrolase activity. The record is from RefSeq and is a predicted model, not a curated record.